This is a messenger RNA of Ictalurus furcatus (blue catfish), 4644 nucleotides long. RefSeq names its product aryl hydrocarbon receptor nuclear translocator (gene arnt). Gene Ontology annotation, cellular component: aryl hydrocarbon receptor complex; transcription regulator complex; nucleus. Gene Ontology annotation, biological process: regulation of transcription by RNA polymerase II. The transcript has 21 exons. Gene Ontology annotation, molecular function: protein dimerization activity; RNA polymerase II cis-regulatory region sequence-specific DNA binding; DNA-binding transcription factor activity, RNA polymerase II-specific. The record is from RefSeq and is a predicted model, not a curated record. The coding region runs from base 322 to 2562 and encodes 746 amino acids. NCBI's taxonomy places the organism in Eukaryota, Metazoa, Chordata, Actinopteri, Siluriformes, Ictaluridae.
UGAGGUGUGUGUGUGUGUGUGUGUGUGUGUUUGUUUGCGUUUGCGUGUUUUCCUGGAAGCAGAGCGCCAUCUUAGAUCAACAUGGAGGGGGGUUUAAACGGGAAAACACAAGGAGAAAACUAUUCUUCCGGCUAAUAACUGUUUCGUCAAAAAAAAAUGAUUUACUUCAAUUUGUGAUAUUAUAUCUGUCUAUAUAUUUUUAAAAAAAAAUUAAAAAGGGACAUAAGCCAGCUGGAGCGAUUGCUUUUUAAUUUUUUUGUAAACCUAGUUUGUUUUGUUUAUGUGUUAGCAAAGCUAGCUAACCUUCACUUCCAGUCGGAUAUGGCGUCUUCCAAUCCAGACAUGCCCGACGUGUCUCCUCUGGGGAUGUCCGUGUCAGCCGGAUCUCACGCCAGCGCCGGAGCCGUUGUGCCGAAAGGCAGUAACAAACGAGCCGCCAGCUCCGACUUUGAUGAUGAUGAUGGAGGGAAGCUCUUCAGGUGUGACGAUGACUCGGGCAACUCGAACGACAAGGAGCGAUUCGCAAGGGAGAAUCACAGUGAGAUCGAGCGACGCAGGCGCAACAAGAUGACCGCCUACAUCACGGAGCUGUCGGAGAUGGUGCCCACGUGCAACGCGUUGGCACGGAAACCGGACAAGCUCACCAUUCUGCGCAUGGCUGUGUCCCAUAUGAAGACUCUGAAGGGCAGCGGCAACACAAGCACAGACGGCACAUACAAGCCGUCCUUCCUCACUGAUCAGGAGUUGAAGCACCUGAUACUGGAGGCAGCGGACGGGUUCCUGUUCGUGGUGUCGUGCGAGAGCGGGCGUGUGGUUUACGUCUCUGACUCGGUCACGCCGGUGUUGAACCAGGCUCAGUCCGAUUGGCUCGGCUUGUCUGUGUAUGAUCAGCUCCACCCCGAUGACAAGGACAAACUGAGAGAACAGCUGUCCACUUCUGAGAACAACAACAACAACAGCGGCCGCAUGCUGGAUCUGAAGACAGGCACAGUGAAGAAGGAGGGAAGCCAGACGUCUGUGAGAAUGAGCAUGGGGGCGCGUCGCUCCUUCAUCUGCAGGAUGAGGUGUGGUUCAUGUCCUGUGGAGCCCAUAUCCAUGGACAGACUCAGCAUUCUGAAGAGCAGAAACAGGAGCGGGUUGGGUCCUGUUAAAGAAGGAGAGCCUCAGUACGUGGUGGUGCAUUGCACGGGCUACAUCCGAUCCUGGCCUCCUGCAGGCGUUUCUUUGUCUGAAGACGAGUGCGAGAGCGGACAGGGCAACCGGUACUGUCUAGUCGCCAUUGGAAGGCUGCAGGUGACAUGUUGCCCCAGCGACACCAGCAUGAGCACCAUCACGGUGCCGGUGGAGUUCAUCUCUCGGCACAACUGCCAGGGGACGUUCACGUUUGUGGAUCAUCGCUGCGUGGCUACGGUGGGCUACCAGCCUCAGGAACUUCUGGGAAAGAACUUUCUAGAAUUGGCUCAUCCUGAGGACCAGGGACUCCUGAGGGACAGCCUCCAGCAGGUGGUAAAGCUCCGGGGUCAGGUCAUGUCCGUGAUGUUUCGCUUCUGCACCAAAUCAGGCGAGUGGAUCCUGAUGCGGACGAGCUCGUUCACCUUCCAGAAUCCGUUCUCGGAGGAGAUCGAGUACAUCAUCUGCACCAACACUAACGUCAAUAAAGCUCCGAAUCAGGACGCUCUCCCCCCCAUGUCCUCCCCCAGAGGGGUGUUAUCCCCCUCUCUGGGGCAGAACAGCCCCAGCCGCCCCCCAGCCUCCAGCCCAGGGCAGAUCAAACACGCCAGGCAGCUCCAGCAGCAGCAGCAGGCUGAAUUGGACGGAGGAGGAGGGAGAGAGGAAAUCUACGAGGCAGGACAGGUGGCUCUGCCUCAGGUUCCAGUGCAGCCAGUAGGACCAGAUCCUAAUCAUUCUAAGGUUCUGUCCUCCGCGGCACCCCCUACUGGACAGCAGGUUUAUACUCCUUCUGCCGCGUUCAGCGCUAACACACGCACCGAGUCCUUCAGGCAAGUGCCUACGGCAACCCAGAUGUUGUCACACAUGUCGCGUCAGAGCGCCCCCUCUGGUCUCCCUGUGAACAGCAGCAGCCCUGUUCAGAAUCAGAGUGCAAACCCUGUGCCCCCUGCAGCCUGGGCACAACCACGUGCUCCCUUCAGUGCACAGGCAGGGAAGAGUCAGUCACCCCAAUUUCCCAUGGGAAAUUUUAGCUCCGCCCCUUCCUCGUCAGCAUCCUCCUCUUUUGGACAAAUGGGUGGCGCUUCAGCUAGCAUUGCAGCCAACACGACUAAUUACUCACAGAUGAACGCUCGCAACCACCAGUCCACAAACGGAUAUGGUGACAUGAGCCAGUCGGGGCCGCAGUUCUCCUCUAGACCAGCAGAGGCAGCAGCAGCGUGGCAGCAGUGGCAAAAUCAACCACACACACAAAAUACAGUGGACGCGCAUCCUCAUAUACAGAACAGCCAACCAGAGAUGUUUACCGAUGUUCUGUCCAUGCUGGAUACGUCUGCCAACUUCAGCAACGAAGACUUUACCGAAAUGCCCAUGUUCCCUCCAUUUCCUGAGUGAUCCCUGUCAUUUUCUUUUAGCCUUUUUCUUUUCUUUCUUUGUCUCUUUCUUCUUCUUAUCUAGUUUAUCAAGAAACAAAACGAGGGGAGAUUUGUUGAUUGAUUUUUUUUUUUUUGGGCGGGGGGGGUGUAAAUUAAUGUCUCGUAUAGAGUCUUCCUCCGCGGAGGAAGCGGCUGUGUUCUAAUAACCACGCACAAGUGCACAAAGUGAGCACAAUCAGUCCAACACACUGAGUUAGGUUUAUCCCCUUGCGCCCCCAGAAACACGCACACACACACUCGCCCACACUUGGAGACAUUUGCAGUUUUACCCCAAACACGAGGACUGUGUCGAUGUUCAGUUUUAUAUUCAGUAGCGAGAAUUGUUUAUAUUUUACAAUAUUAUCACAGUAUAAUAGAUAUAUUUUUUUAAAAACGGGUGGUUCUUAUCACGCCUUCCAAAUGGGACUGCCUUUAUUGCACUGCCUAAAAAUGCUACCUAUGUAAGAUGCCUUUUCCCGAGCAGAGCACAGAGGUAGUGACGAUAUUUUACCAACAGAACAUUGCGAUUGUACAGCUGAUUAUGGACACGUGCCUAUGUAAAUUCACACAGUCACUGUUACCAUUUCCAUGGAAACCAUCGUUCAUUUUCUUCUGAAAGCAAUUAUUAUUAAUAUGAUUAUUCACAUUAUCACUAUGAAAAUGUGUCGUAAUUAGACUUAAAGGCACACAGACUUUCCUGACUUUUCUUUUAUUCGCUUUGUUUAUCAAGUGACUUGAUAAGUAGCUAAAAGAAUUUGGCAUGUAUCUGGUUAUGGUCUAAAAUGCAUAUGCAAAUUAGCAACCGCUCUAGUAUUUAUUUAUUUAAUGUUAAUUUCCUAAAUGACAAAUCUCCUCAUCCUGAUUUGCAUAUGCAAAUUAGCCACGCCUGUGUCAGCUGCAACUGUGGUGUUCUGUUAUUCAGUUUUCUUGCUCUCCUUUCUGACAAUCACUUUUGUUCAAUUUUGUUUUCUAAACCCAUUGAGUCCGUGUUUAAUAUACAUAAGUUGUUUUGUUUUUUAAAAUGUAAUUGAAUUGCAUUUUAAUUUAAUUCUGGGGGCAAUUUCAAUUUAUUAAAAAUAAGGCCGUAAAAAAGAAAGAUUGUGUACAAUCUAAAAUAAUGAUUUUUUUUUUCCUUUUUAACCCAAUACUUCAGAUGAAAGCUUGGGAUUAAUAGUUUGCAGUAGUUAUUAGUAGUUUAAAAGAAAAAAAUUUGUCAAAUGCAUUCAUCAUAAUGUCCAUGUGCAUGUCUGGGGAAGUGCCCUGAAUAUAAUUUAAAUAUGAAAGAUCGCAAAUAUUGAACUUUUUAAUUAUUUUUCCUCAACUAACUACCUAGAGUGUUAACCUGUGAUGCUCAAAUAAUUCCCGAUAUUUCUUUCUUUUCUUUUUUUUUUUCCUUGUUAAAGACAUUUGCAUUUACAAUAGUAAUUAAAAAAAAGUCUACACACCCCUGUUAAAAUAGCAGGAUUUUAUGCUGUAAGAUGAUAAAUCCACCUAUACAAUGCCACUGAAAACUAAAGUGACACACAUCAGAGAGAAAAAUACAAAUAAAAAAACUUAAUCUAAUCUUAUUGCAUAAGUGUGCACACUCUUUUAUAACUGGGAUAUAAAAUCAACCAAUCGUCAAGCUCGUGUGAAAUAGUAGUCAGUACACACGCGUUUCUUCAACUGACGUGACUCCGAUGAACGCUAAAUAAAUCUCAGUUGUUCUUUUAGGAUUUUUCUGACGUCUUGGUUGCAUCGUAGUGCAAAAGCCACGGCCACAAGAGCCCACGAGGGCUACAAAACAACGUCCAAGGCAUUAGAUGUACCAUAGAACACAGUGAAGACACGGACAUGAACAAGUGGAGAAAAUGUGGCAAAAGAAGACAGCGAGAAAACUUUGUCAGGGAGGCUAUCAAGAGGCCUACAGAAGAUUUCUGGCAAGUCGUGGUUGCUUCCUACAUGUGACAACCAUCUCCCGUAUUCUUCAUGUGUCUGGGCUAUGGGCCAGGGUUGCAAGACACGUAUAUCCAGUCUCCCAAAAGCAUCUGGAAAAAUGUGUUACGGUCUGAUGAGACGAAGA